Danaus chrysippus (African queen) is the source of this 405-nucleotide messenger RNA. Lineage: Eukaryota; Metazoa; Arthropoda; Insecta; Lepidoptera; Nymphalidae. The record is from the annotation of a GenBank genome assembly.
AUGAGAUCUAAUUCGUAUAGGACUAGAGUACACAUUGUGAUGAUGAGGCCGAGGAGCGAGGAGCCGGCGCUGGCGGCGCUCGAGGUUGGCCGGAGGUUCGCCGCUGAACAUCGCCUUGCCGCUAGACCGUCACUAUCACUCGCGGUAUCUUCACAUCGAGUGUUAUCUAGUGCGGAGGAGAGAGGGAGGGGACCGGGGGCCCGGGGAGUGGGGGCAGGGGGCGGGGGGCAGGGGGGGGUAGUGAGGAGGGCCCGCCGGGGUGAGCGUGUGUGCGUGACCGCGCCGCCGGCCCAUUGGUCGACAGACUUCUCGCUUGCUGCCCUCGCAAUGCCCUCGCUACUGACUCAAUUAUUCUUUCAGGGAUCCGCUUGUAUAGCAACGAGGUAUCGGACCCUCUCGUGCUGA